GAACCCAAAGAACCCAGUGAACCCAGAGAACCCAGUGAAUCCAGAGAACCCAGUGAACCCAGUGAACCCAGUGAAUCCAGAGAACCCAGUGAACCCAGAGAACCCAGUGAAUCCAGAGAACCCAGUGAACCCAGAGAACCCAGAGAACCCAGUGAAUCCAGAGAACCCAGUGAAUCCAGAGAACCCAGAGAACCCAAAGAACCCAGUGAACCCAGUGAACCCAAAGAACCCAGUGAACCCAGUGAAUCCAGAGAACCCAGUGAACCCAGAGAACCCAGUGAACCCAGUGAAUCCAGAGAACCCAAACCCAGUGAACCCAGAGAACCCAGUGAAUCCAGAGAACCCAGUGAAUCCAGAGAACCCAGAGAACCCAAAGAACCCAGUGAACCCAGUGAAUCCAGAGAACCCAGUGAACCCAGAGAACCCAAAACCAGUGAACCCAGAGAAACCAGUGAAUCCAGAGAACCCAAAGAACCCAGUGAACCCAGUGAAUCCAGAGAACCCAGUGAACCCAGAGAACCCAGUGAACCCAGAGAACCCAGUGAACCCAGAGAACCCAGUGAAUCCAGAGAACCCAGAGAACCCAGUGAACCCAGAGAACCCAGUGAACCCAGUGAAUCCAGAGAACCCAAACCCAAAGAACCCAGUGAAUCCAGAGAACCCAGUGAACCCAGAGAAACCAGUGAAUCCAGAGAACCCAAAGAACCCAGUGAACCCAGUGAAUCCAGAGAACCCAGUGAACCCAGAGAACCCAGUGAAUCCAGAGAACCCAGAGAACCCAGUGAACCCAGAGAAACCAGUGAAUCCAGAGAACCCAAAGAACCCAGUGAACCCAGUGAAUCCAGAGAACCCAGUGAACCCAGAGAACCCAGUGAACCCAGAGAACCCAGUGAACCCAGUGAACCCAGUGAACCCAGAGAACCCAGUGAAUCCAGAGAACCCAGAGAACCCAGUGAACCCAGUGAACCCAGAGAACCCAGUGAAUCCAGUGAAUCCAGAGAACCCAGAGAACCCAGU
This is a messenger RNA of Poeciliopsis prolifica (blackstripe livebearer), 1017 nucleotides long. Its product is annotated as sporozoite surface protein 2-like. NCBI's taxonomy places the organism in Eukaryota, Metazoa, Chordata, Actinopteri, Cyprinodontiformes, Poeciliidae. The annotation marks the transcript as partial. The transcript has 4 exons. The record is from RefSeq and is a predicted model, not a curated record.